This is a messenger RNA of Porites lobata, 6748 nucleotides long. The record is from the annotation of a GenBank genome assembly. NCBI's taxonomy places the organism in Eukaryota, Metazoa, Cnidaria, Anthozoa, Scleractinia, Poritidae.
AACUUGCUUUUAUACAGAUCGAAGGCCAUUUCGACUUACAAAGAACUAGGCGUCGAAGAGCUCCAGUGGCCUGCUGAAGAUGAAAGAGAGUUGAGUCAGGAAAUCAUUCGAGUAAACCCACUAAAUCGUCACUCAAUUUUGCAGGUAAAUACACAGUUCAUGAAUAGACAUCUUCAUAAUAUGGACUAUUUGAUUAUUUCAAGCUAUUUCAUAGCAAUACUUUUAGCAAUGCUGCGAGGAAAAUUACCAUUUCCCGCCAUUCAAUUGACCUCCUUCGGUGAUGAUCUGUUACAUGAUUGUCUAUUCAUUCCUUUCUUUGAAUGGAACGCUGCUUAUUGUUUAUCAAUAAGCGGACAAUUUCAUUGUCUUGAAAUAGACUCGGGCGUACUCUUACCAAGGCGAAAAAAGAGCAGCGAACGGAGUUACAGAACAUACCAGCUCCCUCCAGGCCAAAUAUUAAUCAUGCGACUUGUCUCCCGCCAAAUCGUAGAAUAAUGAACAAAGUUAACCACAAAUUUAAAAAAAAACAACCUUUUAUGCACAAAGCCAGAAAUGCAGCUAAAAUACAGCUAAAAUUUUAAGAUAGUGAGUGGGCAAUUCCUUGAAGAUGAAUUUUAUUUAUUUAUUUAUUUAUUAUACGUAUUUGUUUAUUAAGCUUGUUUAUUCUUUUAUAAAUUAUAGAAUGAGGCCCUCUUAGGAGAGGUUAUGUAUCUGCUUAAUCUGAAUUUCAAAACCUGUUGUUUUGUUUAUUGAGGAGGAAGCCAUAUUACGCUGUUGUUGGUAUUUCACUAUUGUAUGUGCGGUUUUCUCUGUCAUUGUCCCAGUUUCAACCUAGCCUGGGUGAAAAUCCCCUUCCCUUUUUCCCUUGCUCCCAAUCCCCUACCCCUUUCGACACCUGCUAUGAAGGCUAGUUCCAACCCAUCUUUGUGUCGUUUGUUGCCAUUUCUGCAGUCCCAUGUUCACCCUGUUUCAAGGCCAUGUCGCUUGUUGGAAUUAUACACUAACAGGGCCUCUAGAAUAACACCAUGCGGCUUUAAGUGUCAUGCUGUUGUUGUUUUUAUAUUACCUGUCGCAACCCAUAUGGGCAUUAAAGUAUUAGCAUUCCAUCCUGAACACUCUCAGUGAGAUGAAAAUUUGCAGUUUUUUACCCUUAAGUGAGGCAAAAAGGAGUAUUCCAGUAUGGCCUAUUUCAAAAGUCGUGCUACUGCGGUGCUAAGCUGGAUUGACUGUAGCUCCACUGCUGCACAACUUGGUUUCAGACGUCAAAUUUAAUUCAGUCGAAUAGAACGGCUGUUGCCAAAAACAAAACACAAAAUUAAAGAAAUGGUUUAGCAAGCUUUUAAUUGUAUUCCAAUGUUAUGAAUUGAGUUUGGCACGGCAGUAGCACGACGUUUGAAACCAGGUCGAGCUACUGCUGUGUAGCAUGGCAGUAGCACAACUUGGUUUCAAACUUCGCAAUAUUGCUGUACUAAAGUCGAAUUUAAUUUGAUCAAUUGAGUUUGGCACAGCAGGAGCACGAUGUUUGAAAUGGGCCUAUCUUUCAUAUGAGAUUCCUAGGAGUGUAGCAUCCAUGUAUGCACAUACACCUGUGCGUACAGCUAAAAUCUGGACAAAAUAUACCUUUCCGAAAGCAUUUCUAUGAUUAAAUUGCAAUGACUGAUAACUUCUUCGCAUUAAAUUGAUGUCUUUGCCCGUCUGAAGGGUAGAUGUCUCACCAUUGCAGCCUUACCCACUGAUAACACAAGAGAUCCGUAAAAUAAACAACUAACCACUGUAUUUUCAUUCCUAUUUAUUUGCUAAAAAUGUCCAUUCCCAAGACCCUAAAUUUGAACAUUUUCUGAGGGAGCAUGUCCCCAUGCCCCCUAGUUUUAACUGCCUUUGGCACCCUUCUUGUUUCUUCCUGUGUGUACACCUUCAAAAUCUUAUGCUAUGCCCUUGACCCCCCCUGGGAAUUCUUUGACUGUGUAUUAAUUUUGUCUGACAUUUAUUAUUUCGUUCAUUAGGCUCCCAGUCACAAGUUUGUUGUGAGUCACUGGGGUAGGACGUCAUCUUUAGUAGCAAAAUUAACAUCUACUGGUCAGCCAUCUAACAGAGGCAGUUGGAAAAGUAGUUCAGUCAGGGAAGGAUGUUAUGAUUGUUCACAGAAUAGACAAGGAAAUAUCACGGCAAUCCAAAGUGAUAAGCCUACCACAAGUAAGAAUUGACCUGCAUGACUUACAGUAACACCAAAGAGCCCUGGGUGGAGGGCCAUUAUGAAAAUUACCCCGGUUCUGCAACCAGUAAUAAUGUCUCUGCUCUCAUUAAUUAAAGUUUCUUCUUCUUCUUCGUCAUCAUCAUCAGUAUUAUCAUACUUUUCAUUACCUUCAUCAUCAUCAUCAUCACAUCACUCUAAUAAUUUUUUAAACAACAUUUAUCUUUUUCACAUUACAUUUCCUUCCCCCUGAUAUUCAUGGUGGUUUUCUCUGUUUUCUUUGAAGAUUACUGGAUAUCACUCUCAGAUGAAAUUAUUUUGGCAAUCUUCCAACUCUUGCCGAAGAAAACAAUAGUCAAGUGUGCAUGUGUUUGUAAGCACUGGCAUAGAUUAGUGUAAGUAGUGUCGUGUCAAACCAGCUGCCUACUUCAAAAUUGAGCCGCUUGCCUCUAAAUAUACUGGCUUUGAAUGAAUAAGCUGAUGCUUUUCGUCAGCUGUCAGGGCUGUCACUAAAGGCCAAAGCCUAGGGAUUUGUCCCAGUUACUAAAUUGCAAUUGUAAUAAAUUUGUUUAACCCACGAGCACUUAGGAGUUCAUGAGAACUUGUUGAAACGUGUCCGUGCAUUCCAGAUCAAAUUUAAUUGGAGUUUGGAAGUGUUGGUUAUAAACGAGAAGGGAAAACUGGAGUACCUGGAGAAAAACCUCUCGAAGCAAAGGAGAGAACCAACAACAAACUCAACCCAGAUAUGGCAUCGAUGCCAGGAUUCGAUGCCACACCACAUUAGUGGGAGGCGGAGGCAAGUGCUCUCACCACUGCGCCAUCCUUAACCCCAAGAUACAAAAGGAAAAUAGAAUAAGAAGAUCUUCCUACAUGUAGAAGGUGUUCAAUUCCCAUCCUUUAAGCCCCAAUAUCCACAUACAAAUUCUCCAAACUGAUCUCCAUACAUUUCCUUACAGAACUGGUUCAAAGAAUUUGAUAAACGAUCAAGGCAUUUUCUCUUGUGUGAUCAUUAAAAUUUAAUAUAACUUCUCAUAACCUAAUCUCUUGACAAUAUAUGGAUGUCAUUAGGAGAAGAUUGAUUUUGGUCACUCUUAGGGUGCUUUCCUUUUGUCAGAUCUGACCAGCCAGGCCAUUCCUGUGGUAAUGAGAAUUCACUUUUAAACAAAGCCAUCCAGUCAGAUCAGUCAAAUCCUAAAUAGCACGCACAAAGGAAAUCGUUUUUCAUCAAAAACUCUUGGAGACAACUUUGCUAAAUCUAAUAAUAUGUUAUGUGCAAAGGCAUGGUGUAACAGCUACUCGGCCCAUUAGCUUUUUUUCUCUGAUAUUGGCUUGUUGGCUAUUUUAUUCAUACAGGUAACUGUAUAUUUUGAUUAGCGGUAGCCAUGACAUGGAAACCACCAUCAGUACAUAUUUUUGUCUUAUGAAACAAAUCUUGGGGCUGGUUAUUAAUGUUAAAUCAUGAUAUUUUUUUCUUUAGAUACGAUGAAAGUCUUUGGAGAUGUGUAGAUAUGACAAAGGCUAACCUACCUUCAGGACUGUUAGGAAAAGUUUUGAAACGUGGCACUAGAGUAUUGCGCUUAGCUCAAGCAAAGGUGUGCUUUUGUUAUUCAUCUUUGACGAAAAGCCUUUAAAAAAAUAGAAAGGUCAAGGAACAAAAAGAACACUACAAGGAGCUACAUUUUUUUCAAGGGGAAAGUAAAUAGACAAGCUGUUUUACAUGACAAGUUCAAGAACAACAGCUCUAGAUCAUGCAGACCCAGACUACCUUUUCACAAAAGCACAGAACUCCUAUUAAACAGGAUUUUUUUGCUCCCCUCAAAGUGUCUACAGGCUCAUUUCUUAGAGGUUUUCACACCCAAAGUGCUUGUCAUUUAAAGCAACUCAUUCUUAAAUAUUUAAAUUUGUUUUACCAGUAUCAUUUACCACGUACCUUUUCACUAGCUUACAGCGGACGUUUAUUUGUUUGAAUUAAUUUGUUGUACAGCAUUCAGGUUGUGGGGACAGUGCCAAAAGACAGGAAAAACAGCUAGGGGAGGGGUAGGCGGUGAGAGCAAAGGAAUGGUAUUCCUCCUCUCUCCCUCUCCACUCUUACUCCUUAUUUUUUGUCCUGCUCUCUGACUUUGCUACACUAUCUGAACGCCUAGAAAAGGCUAUUGUACUGGUAUCGUUUGCUAGUACAUGUAUACCCUAACUUGCAGAUCCUUUCCUCUCUAUUUCACUAAUUUCAGGUUGCAUCACCAUUAUAUCAUGAUGAUAAUUCAUCAUUUCCAGACAUAGUUCCUUUAUCACCAGAAUCUCCAAGGUAAAGCAAGAAGUAAUCUUUGUAAUAAUGUCAUUUAAACUGUGCUCACAAUUCAAAGUGAUAUAGUUAGGCAUAUUUUUAUCAGUCCGUAGAUCUUCACAAACAAGCGCACCGUCAAGCUGUCACUUUGUGAACACCAUACUAUUACAGACACCCUGAUUAUAAGGACAGGGACUUAAAUCCCCAGUUAAAGUUACUGACUUUCAACUGAAACUAACUCUCGUUAUUGAGGACUCUUGCCAUAAGACUUACAAACUCGUUGUAAAGUUCCAUAAAAACAAUUUCAUUGUUCUUGCUCUCAGUACAACUUACUAUCAUCUAGUGCCUUCAGUGUCAACAUUCAGAACCAAAUUAUUACAAAUAUUUCAUCCACCCAGUAACUGUUUAAUGCUAUAUUUGCAUCGAUCAAAAUAAUUUACUUUUUUUAGUACCAGCCCAGUCAAAAUGAGCCGGCAGUUGGCAAUUUUGCCAUUUCCAGUUUUUUUUCCGCCUACUCAACACUUAGGUUUUAUAAUAGUAAGCAAAAAGUGCAAAUGUUUUAUUUUUUUUAAUUUGCUUCACUCCCUCUGCUAUUGCUCUCACUAUAAAAGACACUAACUCAUAGUUCCAAGGGUGUUCACAGUAAAAGGAGUUGAAUGCAUGUAUUUACAUCUUAACUGUAGUUAAAAUUUCUUUUUAAGUAACUCCAUGUUCAGCUUGAGGUACCUGGAUGCUACGUGCUGUUCCUUUGAAAAUGACACACUUUUCUCCCUUAUCAUGGUAAGUGAUGAAAAUUCUAAUGCUAUGACUGACAGUUUAAUAAUUUUCCAUUGUUUUUAACCUUCUGUAAACUACUCGACGUAUAGUCUGAUCUCUAUGUUCGUUGCAUGAACUAUACUACUUUAACUUAGAGUAAAGGAAGACCUUUUUGCAGCAACAGGGAACUACACAUAUUGCAACUCAAAAAUUGCCUGCAAAAAAUCAUCUGUGGCUUGACUCCUAUAAAUGAUCACCUCCCAUAAGCAACCACUACAUGUAAGUCUACAUUUUGGGUGGUCGAUUUCAUGAGGUCUGACUGCAUUUAUGUUUUCUUACAUGUUACUUUUCAUUGGAAUUUCAGCACUCAAAGCAGUUAACACACCUUAGUUUGGAGUCAUGUGCCAUAUCUGUAAGAAUUCUAAAGUGAGUCUGCUAAAUUAUACAGGAUUAAAUAUUAUUAAUAAUUAAACCGAAAGUAUCUUCCUUUAUAAAAUGCCUGAAUUGACACCCUGAUUUAAUGACUGUAGCCGAUGGAAAGAGUUACUAAAUAAAUUUUAUUGUUUUUUCAGGGCAAUCAGUGAAUUUCGCAACCUAACAGUUCUGAAUCUUGCCAUGUGCACUGGUUUAACAGUCACAGGAAUGUGCUCAUUAGUCAAGUCUGGUGGAAAAAAUUCCUGGUAAUUUCAUAAAACUACAAAACACAAUUCACUUUUGAACCCAUGUGUUUUCUUACCUCUUGACAAAAUGAUUUUAUUCCAUUUGCCGGGUUUCCUGUACUAACUCAAAACCCUCAAAGUCACAAUGAUCACACCAAGCUUGACAAAAUCCCCAAAUCUAGUGAUUAUUGGCCCAAUAGUGAAGACACAGCCAUUUACAAUGUUGAAACGUUAAAAUGAAAUGUACAGCUGGAAAACUUGCCUAGCUAUUACAUGUACCAUCCAAACUUAUAAAACAAACUUACACAGUUCUCUUGUGCUUACAGGAGCAUGGAGUUAAUUUCAGUUUUCUCUCUGGGAACAAUAAUAAUCAAUAUUAGGAAUCACAUGUGAUAUCAUUACUGAUAGCUGAAAUCCCUGAAUGCUUUCAAGUAAUAUAUCAAACAUGAGAUGCAGUGUUUCAUCACCAGAAAUGUAUUUUACGAUCUUCGAGGUGUUUCAUCUGGUGAUGAAACACUGUGUCGAAUGUUUGAUAUUUCUUCUCAAACAAAAUCAUUUUUGAAGGAGAAAUUAAGGAUGCAAAUACUAAGCAGUGUUUCAUCCGAUUUCCAAACACUCAUUAAACAUUAAUUUCCUUUGUAUUUUCUUAAUGAAUUAUUAAUGAGUUUGAGAAGUACCUUUUCAUAAAUGUUUUUACAUUUCAGGCUAAAGGAACUAAAUCUAGCCUGGACAAAUCUCUCCAAGCCAACAAUCUUACAUGUCAUUAAAAACCUGCCAAAGCUUCAACAACUUAAUCUGAGUGGAUGCAGGGACACACUCACUGAUGACUGUAAGUCUAACCAUGGACUUGUUUAUCAUUAA